Molecule: messenger RNA, 1155 nt
Organism: Effrenium voratum
Lineage: Eukaryota; Dinophyceae; Suessiales; Symbiodiniaceae
Source: the annotation of a GenBank genome assembly
AUGUCUGAGGCAGACUUCGCCGCGUGGUGGGAGGCCAGCGAGCUGAGGGAACGUGGUGCCGGUUGCUUUCUGGACGCGAUGAGGCGCGAGGUGGCCCGGCGCCUGCGGCUACGCAACUUCCGGCAGCUCGGGCUCGCCUGCGGCGAGGUUACACUUCUGUUGGAGAAGCCUGUCGAUCCGGACGCCAGCAACCGCCGGGGCAGAACGGCCUUGCAUGAUGCAGCAGCCAAAGGCUUGGAAAGAUGUGACGACAUCGGAUGCAUGGACAAAGAACUUGCCAAGGCAAGCUGCGCCCGCUGCGUCACGAAGAUGGGGAUGGCGGAAAAUGGCUUGCCCGGCACUUUGGGCGGGCGAGGCGCCCAUGCCAACUGCCGCACGAGUUGGAGGUCGGGGCAGACCGAGAAAUUGCGAGAGCACAGAGGACGCAAUUCAGGAGUGCGACGGCUGGGGGUGCCCAGAGAGGAUGCAGAGCCGGGCGUUUGCUACGUGACGCUGCAUGAGUUUUUGGAGGGCCUGCGGACUGUUCCUUUGCAGGGCCUGGCUGCCAUUGGCAGCACGCUGGUGGCGCUCUUGGAGCAGCACCCGGACUGGAGCUCUGCCACCUUCACCUUCCGCGCCAAUGGCAAGCAGAUCAGUGGGGGCCUUCUGGCUGCAGCCUUGCGGCUGUGCCGCUUCGAAGUGCGUGCGCUCGUAGAGGUCUCUGCCACGGGGGUGGCGGAGACAGGCGGCUGUGGCGCUUUCGAUUCUGUCUGUACCACGGGGGUGGCGGUCUUCGGCCUCAAGAGGGAGUGGCACGAGUGGCACACAUCCAGGCCAUCAACCCCUGCCAUGGGCUGCGUGCGCCGCGUCACCGGGGAGGCUGUGAUGUCGGAGGCCGACUUCGAAACCUGGUGGCAGACUUCGCGCGACCCAGCUGCGCCCUUCGUGGACGUGCUCAGGCAACACCUGGCCAAGCGCUUGCAGGUCCGAAACUUCCGACGGCUCGCCCUGGUGAGCGGCCAGCAGGUGCUGCACAUAGACAGCCCUUGGCAUGCCGAGCCCUUGGUGGCCGUGAUUCAGCAGUACGUGCCGAGCCCUGACAGCCACUCUGAGCUAGUUCAGGCAGCAAGCACCGGUGACGCUGUCAAGGUCGCAAGUGUCCCAGUGAUUCAGUAG